UUAACUGAAACAAAUCUUUGUUUAUAUGUUAGACAAUAUGUUAAGUAAAAUUGUUUAUUAACCAAUUUUGUCUGUUAUUUCAUUUUGCAGUUUGUAUGAUGACAUUUUGGAUGUUAGGUUCUUUUUUGAUGCUUCAGAAAUGUUAGAGCUGAAGCUCUGCAGUUCAGAUGUAACAUACCUGAAUAUGAUUGCAGUGAUGGAAACCCAAGGAUUUAGUGAAUAUGAUCUGCUGUUUCACAUUGAGAAUCCAGAUUUAGGGGAGAAAGGAUUGGAGAUGGUAGAGAGUAAUGCUGAGUUGCAAGUAGUAAAGAAGCAGGUUGAGGAGUGUAAGGUUUUAAAUUUGCUAGUGAGGGCAUGUCCACCUCCUUGCAGCAAGUUUGAGAGGCAAGAAUUAUCCACUGUUGUGUAUGAAGAGCCUGUGUUAUAUGAUCUCAGUGAGCCACCCAUCUAUGUUGUUGAUGAAGAAGGAGUUGCCUUGGAAAGUCAGAGUAGCAGCUGCAGUUUAGUAGCUCAUGGUACUGGUGUUUGCACACAAGAGAGCAAGAAUGUAAAAGGAAAACUGAAAGCUAUUUUGGAAAUAGAAGAAGAAGAGGGAUAUGAUGGCAGUGGUGGUUCUGAUUGUGAAGGUGAAGAUGACAGUGAUGUAAACCCUUUUUAUAUGGGUGAUGCUGAUGACAUAGAGAUGGAUGAGGGAAAGAAACAGAGAGAGUAUGAUGAAGUAGAAGAGGAAGAAACAGAUGAUGAAGAAUCUGAGGAGGAAGAAAUGGUGCAUUACUCUGGUGACACAGAGGUUGAGGAACCUUUUGAAAUGGAUGAAGAUGACAAGGUUGUUCAUAGGAUGAAGAAACUGUAAUUGUACAUGAAGAGAAGAAGAAGAAGAAACAAAAGCUUCCAGUUAGGAAAGGGCCUACAACAAGGAACAUCCAAGUGUAGUUCAAGAGGAGGAACCUGAUUUCCAACCUUCAUCUGAUGAAGAAGAGCAAGGAUUGUUGAAGGAGGCUGAUGAUGAUGGUUAUGAGCCAUUGGCAUUUGUGCUGCCAAAGAAAAGGAAGAGCAGGGCAAAGCAGAGGCCUCCUAGAAAAUGGUACAAUGAGAAAAUGGAGGCACCACAUGAGCAAUUAUGUCUACAGAUGUGUUUCAAGGAUCAACAUCAAUUCAGAGAGGCUUUGUUGAACUUACACAUCACUCAAGGCAGAAACUUCAAAUAUCAUAGGAACUCAGAUCAAAGAAUAAUUGUAGAAUGCAACCAAAAACAUUGCAACUUCUUUAUGGUGGCAGCAGUUAUAAAAGGUGAAACUACUUUUGUAAUUAAGAAGAUGAGAAUUAAGCACACUUGCCCUAUUAGUACAGAGACAACAAGGGUAAGUGCCAAGUGGCUUGCACAGAAGUAUGAGUCACUGUUCAGAUCUGAUCUAACAACUGGCAUUCAGACUUGGAUUGAUGCCUGCAUGGAGAAGUAUUGUGUGGAUGUGCCCAAGUAAAUGGCAUAUAGGUGUGGUGUGGAUGUGCCCAAGUAUGUCCUAGAUGUUAGGAAGAAACCAAUUAGGACAGUGUGUGAUGGAAUAAAGGAUAAGCAGAUGGUGAGGUGGCAUAGGAAUAGGGAGAGUGGAAAGAAAGCUAGAUGCGACAUAACACCCCAUUAUAGUGAGAUGCUAGAGAUUGAGAAGGAGAGGGCCAAAUAUUGCAAACCAAUUCAAGCUGGUGUGGACUUGUGGCAAGUUACAAGUGGGCAGCAAACCCAUGCUGUUAACUUGCAAAUGCACACAUGUGGGUGCAGAAAAAUGGGACCUAAGUGGCAUCCCAUGUAACCAUGCCAUCUCAGCAAUAAACAAGGCCAAAAGAAAACCAGAGGAUUAUGUCAGCAAGUUCUUCAAGAAAGAAAUUUAUCUGGCAGCUUAUGAACCAAUGAUCUAUCCAGUUCCUGGUGAGCAUGACUGGACAAGGACCCCUGGUCCAGUCAUUGACCCACCUGCAUUUGAAGUGAAGAGAGGAAGAAAGAAAGAGAAGAGGAUCAAGGGGAAAUUUGAAGUUCCAAAGCCUAAGGAGACAUCAAGAAUGGUGACUAUAACAUGCGGCAAUUGUGGACUGCAAGGACAUAGGUACACAAGCUGCAACAAGCAGUUGAAGCCUGAGCUGGCUUUGAGGAAGAACAAACAUGUGCCUCUUGCAAGGAAUUCCAAUGCUGGUGCUGCUGCUACUACACAAGCAUCAACAACUUCUCAUCCAACUCCUACAACAACACCAACAGCUGGAACAGGAGCUGGGAGAGGAGCUGGGAGAGGAGCUGGGAGAGGGGCUGCAGCUGCAGCUGCUGGGAGUGGUGCUGCUAGAGGUGCUGGUAGAGGUGCUGGUAGAGGUGCUGCACCAGGUGCUGGGAGAGGUGCUGGGAGAGGGAGAGGUACAUUCUCUGCCCCAAGGCAAUCUGGUCCCUCCACAUCUACUGCUCCCUCUACAUCUAUUGCUACUCCACCUUCUGGUGGUAGAAACAGAGGAUGGAGAGCCUACUUCUAUGCAAGUGGUAACCACUAAAUGGCACAAGUGCCAUGUAAUGUUCAAAACUAGAUAUUUCAUGUGUGUUCUUGCAUCCUAUGGUACAAUGUGAUCUUGCUGGUGCUCUUAGUGUACUUUGCUGGUGCUCU
Aegilops tauschii subsp. strangulata is the source of this 2639-nucleotide messenger RNA. RefSeq lists its product as uncharacterized. Gene Ontology annotation, molecular function: zinc ion binding. Lineage: Eukaryota; Viridiplantae; Streptophyta; Magnoliopsida; Poales; Poaceae. The record is from RefSeq and is a predicted model, not a curated record.